CACUCGUGGGUCACAGGUGCUAAAAAGCAGCAUAAAAAUUUCCUUUUGGGGGACCGGAUCGCCACGUGAUCUGGGUGAUCUCUCGAAUCCAUCGUCAUCAGCUCCUCUGAUUCCCCCACUUCCCUCUCUCGCUCUCAGAAGUCAGGACCCUAACGAAUUCCGCUUCUCUUCCGCUUUCUCUAAACCCUAGGUUUACUCUUCUCUGGCCCCGGCGUUGCCACACGGACUUCUUCACGUUCUCGCGGUGGACGAAGUCGAGAUGUACGCGGACCGGAUUGAGGCGGGGCGCAAGAGAUCCAUCAAAGAUCGCCUCAACGGCGAUCUCGUGGAGGAUCUGGGCCGGGCGAGGCCGCGCAGCGGGAAGAGGCAACGGCAAAAUGAUGACAAAUGGACACAUGAUCUAUAUGAGGCUGAUGAGCAACCUCAGACCUCAAAAUCCAUUGGCCCCAAAGAUCUUCGAUUGAAGCUCCAGAAGAAGGGUCUGCAGCAAGCUGUUCAAGUUGGGAAGGGUUCAGGAGUGCGGGAUCUUCGUGAAAAGCUUUCUGGUACAAUGCACCCUCAGCCAUCAAAUACUGAUAUGACAAAAGCUAGGCCAGUGUCGGAGAUUGCUAAACUCAUUAAGAAAAAUAUCAGUUCUGUUGAAGCACCCGUACCAGAAACCAAAAAAAUCUCCAACCCAACUUCAUCUAGAAAGACAUCUCAGAAAAAGUCUGAAUUGUCGGUAGAUGGUUUCCUUCGUUCUCUGGGCCUUGAAAAGUAUGUCAUAACAUUCCAGGCAGAGGAGGUUGACAUGACGGCUCUUAUGCACAUGACUGAUGAUGAUCUCAAGGCUCUGGGAAUUCCAAUGGGUCCGAGGAAAAAGAUACUUUUGGAAUUGGAAUCAAAAACUUAGGCUGGUCGCCAAUUAUGUAGAUUAUGGAACUUGCAUGGGAGGAGGUUUCAAAGUGUGGUCGUCCCUAAAGCAAGUCUUUUCUUUUCAUUCCCUUUCACCUUCCCGCAUGCUCUAAUACAUCUGACCUGAUCAAGUGGCUAUCAGGAUUUUUUUAAUAUGGCUACUGUAUACUUGUACUGUGGAAGACUGGAAUGUCGAGGCCCAGAUUGGUGAUAUGCAUUUGAGCCCGUAUGAUUCUCCUGCGUGGAUUGCUCACUCGUAAAUGCAAAUUGAGGUUUGCUGAGUAACCACAUAAUCUGCAGAAUAUCACAGCCCUUUCGGCUUUACUCUUGCAGUUCUUUUGUGGAAAUUUAUACUUCCAGUCAUUCUUU
Molecule: messenger RNA, 1263 nt
Organism: Elaeis guineensis (African oil palm)
Lineage: Eukaryota; Viridiplantae; Streptophyta; Magnoliopsida; Arecales; Arecaceae
Molecular function (GO): protein binding
Source: RefSeq, a predicted model, not a curated record